Messenger RNA from Ostrea edulis (European flat oyster), 1349 nucleotides. Its product is annotated as phosphoserine phosphatase-like. The coding region runs from base 164 to 841 and encodes 225 amino acids. The record is from RefSeq and is a predicted model, not a curated record. The transcript has 6 exons. Gene Ontology annotation, biological process: dephosphorylation; L-serine biosynthetic process. Gene Ontology annotation, cellular component: cytoplasm. NCBI's taxonomy places the organism in Eukaryota, Metazoa, Mollusca, Bivalvia, Ostreida, Ostreidae. Gene Ontology annotation, molecular function: L-phosphoserine phosphatase activity; magnesium ion binding.
GUAGUCCGAGUUUGUUAUGGUCCAACUUUGCUAUAGUCCGACUUUGUUUUGGUCCGACUUAUCAGUAAAUCCGAUAAACAUGUGGUGACGAGGAUCAACGUCGAAAAUUAUUAUUGAAAGAAACGUUCAACUUGUUUCAAGGCUCCUCAGACAUCUUAACACAAUGGGCAGUCUUGAAGAGGUUCGGAAGAUAUGGGCCAGUGCCGACGCAGUUUGCUUUGAUGUCGACUCCACCUUGCUGAUAGAUGAAGCACUGGAUGAACUGGCCAAAUUUUGUGGUGUUGGAAAAGAGGUACAAGAAUGGACCAUGAGAGCCAUGGGUGGAGGCGUUUCCUUUAGGGAGGCUCUAGAGGCUCGUUUAGAUAUCGUAAAGCCGUCAUGUCAAAACGUAGAAGACUUCAUCAGACAGCACCCUCCACAGUUCUCACCUCACGUUCAGGAAUUAAUUUCGAAGCUCCACGCCAGGAAAAGGGAGGUGUACUUAGUAUCCGGGGGAUUCCGGAGUAUCAUCGAACCAUCAGCCAAGGCACUUAACAUUCCAGCCACGAACGUUUUUGCCAACAGACUGAAAUUUUACUUUAAUGGUGACUACGCAGGAUUCGAUGAGACCCAGCCAACUUCGUCUUCUGGGGGUAAGUCCAUCGUGGCGAGGAUCAUCAAGAAGGAACAUGGUCACAAGAUGUUGGUGGUGGUGGGAGAUGGGGCAACUGAUAUGGAGGCAGUACCCCCUGCAAAUGCCUUUAUUGGUUAUGGUGGAAAUGUGGUCAGGGAGUCGGUGAAAGAGAAGGCAGCCUGGUUCGUGACAGAUUUCAGAGACCUCAUCCAGGCACUAGACAGCUGAGACGUACCUCUAUACAGAAACAACAUCACAUAGAUAACAAGCGCAGCCCAGAAGUUUCCAGAAGAACCAGUCAAUGGAAUUGACUUAGUUUUAACAUAUGAACUCCCUGCACUGGAGAGAAACUGCCAUCUAUUUUUGUCAACCACUAUCUAGUUUCCAGAUGAGUAUGCGAGGCAGGUAUAGGAGGUACCUGUUAAUCUGACAGCCCAUCCGUCAGAGAAAACAUUUCAAAGAAACAAAGUAUGAAAUUCAGAUCUUUUUGUGAAAUCAGUGUAGAACUUUCAAGAAAUUUGUAUUCACUAGUAUAAGAGGGAAGAAAGAGAUUUUUUAUUUCUCUUUAUUUGUUUUUGAGAAAACCAUUUUUAUGUUUUACGUAUUAUGUUUUAAGUACAUAUGCAUGUAUGUUUUGUUUUUGUUUUGGGAAGGAUUAUUUUAAUAAAAAUGUUUUUAUUAUUUUACAUGUAACUGCCCGACAGGUGCAAUCUUCAUUAAACUUCUCUAAGCUGUU